Messenger RNA from Conger conger (European conger), 1328 nucleotides. RefSeq names its product replication factor C (activator 1) 5 (gene rfc5). NCBI's taxonomy places the organism in Eukaryota, Metazoa, Chordata, Actinopteri, Anguilliformes, Congridae. Gene Ontology annotation, molecular function: DNA binding; ATP hydrolysis activity; ATP binding. Gene Ontology annotation, cellular component: nucleus; DNA replication factor C complex. The transcript is spliced from 11 exons. The record is from RefSeq and is a predicted model, not a curated record. Gene Ontology annotation, biological process: DNA repair; DNA-templated DNA replication. Bases 99 to 1097 code for a protein of 332 amino acids.
GGCCUGUUUACUUGCGCCGUGCUUGUGUGAAAGCGCGCCAACAUAAUAACCCAUUGGUUUUACAUAUCGAGUACACAAUUUAAUAAUUUUUGCAGAAUAUGGCAUCCACAGACAAGAAACAGUCAAGGAAUUUGCCGUGGGUUGAGAAGUACCGGCCGCAGACGUUGGAUGACCUCAUCUCACACCAAGACAUUCUAACUACAAUUCGGAAGUUUAUUAGUGAGGACCGGUUGCCUCAUCUCCUGUUCUACGGACCUCCUGGCACUGGGAAGACCUCCACCAUCCUGGCUUGUGCCAGGCAGCUCUACAAGGAUAAGGAAUUUAACUCUAUGGUUCUUGAGCUCAAUGCAUCGGACGACAGAGGGAUCGAUGUUGUACGAGGGCCUGUCCUGAGUUUUGCCAGCACCAGGACCAUUUUCAAGAAAGGCUUCAAGUUGGUUAUCCUAGACGAAGCUGACGCCAUGACCCAAGAUGCCCAGAAUGCUUUGAGGAGAGUCAUCGAGAAGUUCACGGAAAACACCAGAUUCUGCCUGAUCUGCAACUACCUGUCCAAGAUCAUCCCUGCCCUGCAGUCCCGAUGCACCCGCUUCCGCUUUGGACCGCUGUCCCAGGACCAGAUGAUUCCCCGGCUGGAGCACGUCAUCCAGCAGGAGAACAUCAAUGUCACCCCAGACGGAAUGAAGGCCAUUGUGACCCUGUCCACGGGAGACAUGAGGCGGUCCCUGAACAUCUUACAGAGCACCAGUAUGGCAUAUGGGAAAGUCACUGAGGACACUGUGUACACCUGCACCGGCCAUCCUCUCAAGUCUGACAUCGCAAACAUCCUUGACUGGUCCUUGAACAAGGACUUUACCACCGCGUACAAUCAAAUCCUGCGGCUGAAAACGCUGAAGGGCUUGGCUCUGCAUGACAUUUUGACAGAAGUGCAUCUGCUCAUACACAGAGUUGACUUCCCGCCAUCAAUUCGAAUGGGCCUGCUCAUCAAGUUGGCAGACAUUGAGUACAGGCUAGCGUCUGGGACCAGCGAGAGGAUUCAGCUGAGCUCUAUGGUUGCGGCCUUCCAGGCUGUGAGGGAUAUUGUAGUGAGCGACAGCUAGACUCCUGCGCCGUCUCAUAAUUCUUGAACUUCACGACGAAGCUGCUUUAAUUUCACCACAGCGACCAACUGAAAGGGGGAAAAGUCCGAGUAAACUCUCCCAGCCCAGCCUCAGCUCUUAAAAAGUACAAUUAAACUCAACAGUGGUUACUGGAGACAAAUGUAUGUAUAUCCAUACAAAUUCAAAUGUGGCUUCUCUGAAUGUAAAUAUAAAUAAAUGCUUUGAAAUUAA